AGGGCUUUGUUUUGUUUUGUAAAUAUUCGAGUGAUCAGACAUAAAAAUCAUGGAUUCAUCUACUCCUAUCAAGCGAAUAAGGUUUAGAACUGAUUCUUUACAAGACAGCGAACCAUCAUUUGAUAAUGACUUUUACGAUGAGCCAUUUAGUACAAAGAAUACUGAGAUUCCUAAGGAAAGAGAACGCAGUAAAUUUGGACUGAUGGACUUUUUACGAGUAGAAUUAAAUAGAGGAUAUUGUCUGGAUCAUGACGAAGAGCGAUAUAGAGCAAGACGAGAGAAAAUUUAUUCAUUUAUGAAGAUUCCAAGGGAACUAGAAAAGUUUCUUGCGUACGGAAUGAUGCAGUGCUUUGAUUCAUUUUUAUACAUUUUCACAUUCUUACCGAUAAGAUACAUACGAGCAUUUUGGGCAUUACUUACUAGACCAAUAAUUAGGUGUUUAAAAAGAAGGAGAGAUUCACAGAGAAUUUUGUCAGCGGCUGAAACUUGUGAUUUACUUAAAGGAACUAUGUGGAUCAUUGUCUGUUUUGCAUUAUUAUAUGCUGAUACAAAUAUGCUAUAUCAUCUAAUUAAGAGUCAGUCAAUCAUUAAGCUUUAUAUGUUUUAUAAUAUGCUGGAUAUUGGUGAUCGAUUGCUAUCAGCUUUUGGCCAAGAUAUUAUGGAUGCCUUAUAUUGGACUGCAACGGAACCAGGAACCACAAGCAAACGACAUUUGAGUGUCUUUGCACAUUUUGUAUUCGCCGUGAUUUAUAUGUUACUGCAUAGUAUUUUAGUCAUGUUCCAAGCAACAGCUUUAAAUGUUGCUGUAAAUUCAAGUAACAAAGGACUGCUGACAAUUAUGAUGUCCAAUAAUUUUGUAGAGCUUAAAGGAAGUGUUUUUAAGAAGUUUGACAAAAAUAACUUGUUUCAAUUGACUUGUGCGGAUGUCCGUGAAAGAUUUCAUUUAGCUAUAAUGCUAAUUAUAGUCAUGAUACAAACUAUGCGUGAAUACAAUUGGAAGUCUGAACAAUUCUUCAUCAUGCUCCCUGACUGCUUUUGGGUACUAGCUACAGAAUUUGUUGUGGAUUGGAUUAAGCAUGCAUUUAUUACCAGAUUUAAUGAAAUUCCAAUAGAAGUUUAUAGAGAAUAUACAAUCAGCAUAGCAUAUGACGUGACACAGACAAGACAAAAGCAUGCAUUUUCUGACCAUUCAGAUUUACUUGCUCGUCGCAUUGGCUUAAUUCCAUUUCCAUUGGGGGUAGUUUUAGUUAAAGCUCUUUACCAUUCAUUGUCAUUCAAGAAUAUUGGCGCAUUUGUCAUAUUCCUAGUCGCAUACUCGUGCCUAUUCUCAUGUCGUGUUUUAAAUACAAUUUGUACUCUUGGGAAGGCUUGUGAUAUCAUGCAGAAACACCAAGAAGAAAAAAUUGCAGAGAAAUUAGCAACAACAACAAUUAAUCAGCCACAGCAGCAGCAACAAAUGCCACAACCACCGUCAAUAAUGAAAUCAAAAGUAAUGUCACCGAAUAGUGAGGGUAAAGUGGAUAUUUCAACAUCACCACUUCAUAGAAAGUCAGUACCGACACUUACACAAUCUCCAGAUGUAUCCUCAUCAUCUCCAAGUCCAACUCGAGUACCUUCCAAAUCCAGUCAAGUAUUCUCAUUAUCAUCGAACGAAAAUAAUCUCAAAAUAAAUUCACAGCUUGGUGCAACAGUCAUUUUCUCUAAUAGUGACGUGGAUUUAGAUGAUAUUGGGAUUUUAAACUCAAAAGCCAUUGAGCAGAGUGUCGAAGAAAAAAUUCACUUGAUGGAUGAUUCGUUAAGGCAUCACGGCUCGGAACCUGAUUUAGCAAAUCUUCCAAAUGAGUCGACAGAUGAAGAAGAAACGCCGCCAGUUAUGUUACGUCGACGAUCACAUAAACGAUCCGAAAGUGAACCAUUCAUUCAAUUAGAUACAACAGGUGAUCGACUAUAGCAAACAAAGACUAUGUGGCAGAGACUUAUGACUGCUUUAAACCAAAAAUUUAAUAAGCCGAAUGUUUAAUAAUUAUGUCUGCAAUUAUGAUGAUGUACUAGUUAAAAACUUUGUUACUUUAUAUGUUUUAUUUGUGUUCGUACCUUGCCUAGUUUAUACGAUAAUAAAAGGUUAUAAACUUUUAUGCCAGUGAUUCUCGAUAUAUAAUAUCAAUGAUUUUUCAUUAUGCUAAUAAAUCUUUCCGAUUGACUUUGGUUAUUAAGGAAAUAUCACUGUGAUCAGCUCUUGUAUAAUUUUCUUCGUCUGUCUAUCUUUUGUUUUUAACAUUA
This is a messenger RNA of Chironomus riparius, 2280 nucleotides long. The record is from the annotation of a GenBank genome assembly. Lineage: Eukaryota; Metazoa; Arthropoda; Insecta; Diptera; Chironomidae.